This is a messenger RNA of Dentiscutata erythropus, 3846 nucleotides long. NCBI's taxonomy places the organism in Eukaryota, Fungi, Glomeromycota, Glomeromycetes, Diversisporales, Gigasporaceae. The record is from the annotation of a GenBank genome assembly.
AUGUCAGAACAACAUAACGUUCCUCUUUCACCGCAUAUUUCUUCUCCUCAAGUACUACCUCGGGAAGAUUCAUCCCCUACAAUUGAGCUUACCUCCACUGAUAUUGCGGAAACUGAUCAAGUUAUUAUUACUUCAACCAAGGAAGUACCUAUUCUUGUCGAAUCUAUUACGGAAAAAAAUUUAUUAUUACCCCCUCUCCCUUCCAAUCAACCUUCCUGUGAUGAUAAUUAUCCUCCUCGUCAACUACUACCAAGUGAUAAUAAUAACAACAGCAGUGAUGUUAGUGGUGUUAAACAUGGAAAAGGAUGGCAAUCACAAAAACGUUGUACAUAUCCACAAGAAAUCAUAUUACGAGUAACUUGUGGUCCAGCCCGUGUCCGUAGGUUACAAAUAUUAUCACAUCAUUAUAAGAUUGCUUCAAGAUUAGAAAUAUAUAUAGGUUCAAUACAGAGAAGAAAAGAAGUAAUACCAACUAAUGCUAGUGGUAGUAAUACUGAUGAAAAAAGGACUUUUUCUUGGGAAAAAUUACCAAAAAUUAUUGAUAAUGAUGGAAUAAGUUCUGAUGAUGGUGAAACUGAAGAUGAUGAUUAUGUAAAAGAUGAUUAUGAUCUUAUAAAAACAAAUGGUGAACCUUAUAUACAUUUCCGCCGAUUAGGAUAUUGUGCUCUCGACAGUAAUGAACGAGCUAAGUACAAAGCCCGAGAAUUAAAAUCGGUAAAGCUUGACACCGAAGGUGAAUACAUCAGAUUGGUCGCUCGAAGUUGUCAUGAUAAUCUAUUAAAUCAAUAUAAUCAAGUCGGUAUUGUAGCUAUAACCGUUAUGGGUGCACCGGUUGAUUACUUACUCGCUGGCGAAAGUCAAAAGAUUCCAAUAGAACAUGUUGACGAAGGUCUGUCACGUGUAGCUUCGCCCGAAAUUUGUAUCCUACCUGUCGUUCAAGAUGACUCAUUGAUCGGCAGUAAUCCAAACGAUCAUCAAAAUGAUCAUCAAAAUUUCACCUCUUUAUAUUCCAUUCUUCCCAAUUCUUCAUCAGCAAACAUCAAGGAUAUGCCGCCUGUAAGUCCGUCCUCUUCAAACAAUUUCUUGUUGAACGCUAAAGCAACUGCGGGGUUGCUUUCCGCUUUUGAAAGAGCGAAACAAAAAGCUGUCAAAGAGGAAGAUUUCCGUUUGGCCAAAGUGUUAAAAUAUGCAAUUGAACUAAUAAAAAAGUCAGCAGAGGAUGUUAUUAGACUUGACUUACUAAAAAAGCGUGCUAUUGGCGAAGAAGAUUUUGAUAAUGCUGACAAGUACAAGCGUGAAAUCGAAGCUAUUAAAACGUACAUAUGUAACUAUUUAGAAGAAGAAGGUCUAGAGCUUGAUGAGUCAGGAGAGGUAAUUGCACUAGAUGCAAAUCCUGAAUUGGCAGACAUAAUCGGAUUAGCUGAUGAUGCUUCUGAGAAUGGUCGUAAACCUUACAAUGAAUAUGUCCCUUAUAUACCUGGUGUACCUGGUGUACCCGGUGUACCUUCCGGAGGUGUUUAUCAAGAAAAACAUCAUGUCCCUGUCGGUUAUAUAGAUGUUCCACAACGUCAAAAAAGUCGUUCAAGCAGUAAUUCUUCAAUGACUAGAAUGUCUAAUUCUAGUGUUGUUCAUCCACCACCAACUUUACAUAUUCCGAUAAAUCAAAUAGAUAGUAGUAGUUCUUUUCCAAUUGAUAGGCCUCAUCAUCCUGAACCUGUAACACCUACUACGCCAACUACACCAACGAUUGAUCCAAUUCAAUGGGAACCUUCUUCUGUUGAUGAUCGUCCUUUACCUGCUUUGUCUAAGGAUAAUCAUGAAGCAAUACCUACAUCACCUUUAAAUGACCCUAAUGAAAAUCAACCUGAAGAACUUUCUGAUUUAGCACGUUCUGCAUUUGAUUAUUCAAUACAACAUUUUGGAGAAUUUGAUGUUGCAUGUCUUUUAUCAAAAAAGUUUCCUUUACGUGAAUCUGCUUUAGCUAAUAUUACAAAAAGAAUCGAUAUAGAUCUUGAUGGUAAAGAAGUUGAAGGAAUUGAUAAAGUCGGACUAACAAAAGCAACAUUCCAAAUCAUACAAGAAGCUUUAGAUGAUAAUCCUGAGAAACUUACUUUACAAGCAUUAAAUCUUUGGGAAGUGCUUACAAAAUUUUGUGUUCAUCAUCAAAUACCAACAUCAUCUACAUGGAAAUCAGUUGACAAAAACUAUUCACAAUUAUUUGGAAAAAUAUCAGAUUCAAAUUCACGUAUAAAACAAAGUGCAAUAAAUUUAUUUAUCUUACUUGCAAAAACAUAUAAUGGUCCUAUUCAUUCAAUGACAUCCUUGGUUCUUAAACCUGCUAAAUUUAAUAAUCAACCGGCAAAACAUUCAAAAGCUAAAGUAGAACUUGUAACGCGAUUAGUAGAAGAAUUUGGUAUCGCGUUAGACCCUCCAAAAGGAAAAUCCGAUAAAGAUCUUGGAUUGAAUCUUGAGUCUGUCAUGCAAGUCUCCGUAUCUUACUUGAAUAAUAAUAAUGGCGAAGUUCGUGAUUCCGCCGUAAAAUUAGUAGUUGAAGUUGUUAAACGUGCUGGUCGAGAAAAAGUUGAACCUUUCAUUAGUGAUAUAAAACCAAUACUUUUAGAAAAUAUUUGGAGUUUGGUUACUGAAUAUGAAGAAACUACUGGAAGAACAGCAGGUCAAGUUCCUUCUCCUCCUCCAUCUCCUAAGGUCGUUGCGGAAAAAGAAAAGCAAGAAAUUAAAGAUCUUGUAGUGGAUGAAGAAUUGUUAAAGAUUCCACUAGCUAAACGUGGAACAGUCACACGACUUGAACAAGAAUUAAUGGAAUUAAAAUCAAGAAUUAACAAUACGAAUAAUUUUAUCAGGGAUGAUUAUAAUAAAUACAUUGCAAAUUCGUCCAAAAAACAUCAGGAACCUGAAGAAGAGGUUCUAGAGUUAACUGAACAAGAGUUAAGAGAAUUAGAAGAAUUAGAAGCAGAGGAAGAGUCAUUACGGAAAAAAGAAAAUAUUGAAAAUGUCCCUGAUAAUUCCGAAGUUCCUCCAAAAGAUAAACCAUCCACAAAAAGUCCAGCAAAAACUGGAAACAAAACUGCACCUGCUCCUGGAAAACAAAGUGCAAAAAGAUCAAAAAAUGAUACUGUACCACCAAAAAAGAAUUUAAAAAGUACACCUAAACCUGUUUCAUCUCGACGUGAACCAACAACUGAAGAAAAAAAGCCUCCAAGGAAAAGCUCUUCUAAAUCCACUGAUGCUACUUUAUGUGAAGAACCUGAAGAAAUGACCCCAGCCGAAGGAUCAAAGGGUGACAGAGUUUGCAUCUUUUGUGAUGUGUACAACGAAAGUUUCACAGAAGAAAAUUUAGUGAAUCAUUAUUGGACUGAAUGUCCGAUCCUUGAAAUUUCUACUCUCGAUGAGCAUAUGUUAAAAGAUUGUGAUAAAUGCAAAUUUGUUAAACAAUGUCCUACCUGUCGUGAAGUCAUUAAUGCUGAUGAUUAUCUAGCACAUGUCAACAGACAAACUUGCUUGCCUAUCAGAGAUGAUAUUAUUCGUUGUCCACUUUGUAAAACAGUAAUUAAACCAGCGAACGAAGAAGGUUGGAAAUCACAUUUAUUAAAUUCUAAUGGAUGUCCAAAGAAUUGUAGAAAGGCAAACUGUAAGCCUGAUGUUCCUUCAACAGAAAAUGCAGCUCCUAGUGGUAAAAAACAAACUGUGAAAAAAUCUACUGAAGUUGGUUCCAAAUCAUCUGUAGCUUCUAAAGCUCCUAGUAAAAGUAAAGUUACAACGUCUAGUGGUAGUAGUAAAGACAAAUUAAAGAAAUCCGCAACAAAACCUUCAAAAAUCAGAAAGUAA